Molecule: messenger RNA, 6247 nt
Organism: Hemiscyllium ocellatum (epaulette shark)
Lineage: Eukaryota; Metazoa; Chordata; Chondrichthyes; Orectolobiformes; Hemiscylliidae
Product: nucleotidyltransferase MB21D2-like
Exons: 3
Coding region: 513-2006 (497 amino acids)
Source: RefSeq, a predicted model, not a curated record
GUCAACUUGUGCUUUUAUUGUUCCCACCUCACAUCUCUGACCAGGACGGCAUUUAUUGCCAAUCCCCUCCCUGCUGGUUACUUAGCAACACUGUUCACGACCUGGAAGCAGAUUACUGCCUGCUUUUUUUUGUGUGUGAGAGAGAGAGAGAUACUGUCUGAAGCCCAGAGGAAGAAAAGAUCGCGCGAUGAAAAGCCUUGAUUUUCCCCGCCUGUGUCAUCCAGGCUGACCGAUAAGAAGCUCCUUCACUCGUCUGUCAGUCUAACAGUCUGUCUCCCAGAACCUAGAGGUACUAGCAACUGACUCCCCCCCCACCCCCCUCUCAGAAUUGUGCCUGGCGCCUCCUGCUGCCUGUCAUCGUUGCUGGACUCCUGAGAUGGUGGCGCGACUUUGAAAGAGGCGUGUUUUCCUCAGCACCCCAUUCUUGGCUCCGAAAGGCCACGGUAAAAUAGUUGCCCGUCUGUGAUCCUCGCCAUUGCUCCUGGGACCACUGUGCGAGUCAGUUCCUCGGCAUGGCGACUCUGGCGUCGUUGUCCGGCAAGGAUGCCGCACUCGGUGCUAAACCGCCAGCCUUUGCCAAACCCCUGAACGACUUGGACUUCCACUCGGGAGCCCGCAUCGAGGAGAUAACAAAGCUGAUCCAAGAAUUCGGCAAGUAUGAGAUGAGGGACUUCGACGAUCGGCGGGCCUUGGAGGUUCACACUGCCAAAGACUUCAUUUUCUCUAUGCUGGGCCUCGUUCAGAAGCUGGACCACAAGUUACCCGUCUCCAACGAGUACCUGCUGCUGUCCGGGGGCGUGCGGGAAGGGGUGGUCGACAUGAACCCCGAUGAGCUGGGCGAUUACGCCAGGGGCAUGGACUACGACGUCGACUUCACGCUGCUGGUUCCGGCCCUGAAGCUGCACGACCGCAACCAGCCGGUGACGCUGGACAUGCGGCACUCGGCGCCCUGCCACUCAUGGCUCAGCCUGCGGCUCUUCGACGAGCGGACCAUGGAGAAGUGGAAGGACUGCUGCACGGAGACGGAGCCCGGCCCGGCAGGCGGCGGAGGCGGCAGCUACUACUUCUCGCCCACCAAGGUGGCGGACUGGUUCUUCCGCUCGGUGCGUGCCGUCAUCGAGGAGGUGCGCCGGCAUCCGCAGCGCGGGGUCCCCGGCGUGGCGGCGGUGGAGAAGAACGGCACGGUGGUCACCGUCAUCCUGAACGUGGGCCGCAGCCGCAUGCUGUACGACAUCGUGCCGGUGGUGUCUUUCAAGGGCUGGCCGGCCGUCGCCCAGAACUGGCUGAUGGAGAACCACUUCUGGGACGGCAAGAUCACCGAGGAGGAGGUGAUCAGCGGCUUCUACCUGGUGCCGGCCUGCUCCAGCACCGGCAACCCAGAGAACGAGUGGCGCCUGGCCUUCUCGCGGAGCGAGGUGCAGCUGAAGAAGUGCAUUUCCACGCCACUGAUCCAGGCCUACCAGGCGUACAAGGCCAUGAUCGUCAAGCUGCUGUCCCGGCCCCGGGCCGUCAGUCCCUACCACCUGAGGAGCCUGAUGCUGUGGGCCUGCGACCGCCUGCCUUCCAACUUCCUCGGGCAGGAGGACAACAUGGCGCACUUCCUCCUGGGCCUCCUCGACGACCUGGCCCACUGCCUGGUCAACAAGUCGUGCCCCAACUACUUCCUGCCGCAGUGCAACAUGUUUGAGCAGCUGCCCGACAGCACGGCGCUGCUGCUGGCCUGCCGCCUGUCGUCGGUGCGCUCGGACCCGGCCGAGCACCUGCGCAGCGCCAUCGAGCACGCCAAGGCAGCCAGCCGGCUCGCGCAGGAGCUGCAGCAAACCCUGCCGGGCCUGGCCUCCUCCCAGUCGGACGGCCUCCUCGCCAGCGCGGGCAGGCAGGACGACAGCCUGGCCCGCAAGCUCCAGCAGCUGGUGACGGAGAACCAGGGCAAGUCCAUCUCCGUCUUCCUCAACCCGGAUGACGUCAGCAAGCCGCACUUCCGGAUCGACGAUAAGUUUUUCUGAAGGAGCGUGCCCACGGCGCCGUCCCGGGCGACGUGACAGUCUUCCCUCCCCGCCUGCCUUCCGGGCUCCCACACCCUGCAUCGUGGGCUACUGGUAGUCGUGAUCUCCCCUUGCAUUGUGGGAUACUGGAGGUCACACUUUGCAAUGGGCCUCCCUGAGAAGAGAGACGUGUUGCUGAAGCUAUCUUAAGGACAAAUGCAAGAUGAGCAAGUUUCUAAUAAUCAUAGUGACCUAAACCAGAGAGUGACAAUUGGUUCACAAUCCAUCUGUGGCUACAACAUGCCAUGGUUAAAAAAAAACUACAAGCACCUCGAGCUUCUGGGUAAUUUUUUUUUGUUUAGAAAGCAAGGUUUUAGCACCUUCCUUUCUGUUUGCGUCCAUUGAAACUCUGUCACCUCUAGUAAGUGCAAAUGCCACAGCAAUGCCUCAGUCAAUCAGAGUCAACAUGCUAACCAGUCAGGGUCUUUUUCACCUGCUGUGAUUGUUUGCGUUUUGGCAUUCUUGCGUUUUGUCCUCUAGAGUGCAAGACAGAGACAACGCAUCUCUCUUCUCAGCAAUUUCAGGUUCUGUACUCCAAGUGAAAUGAUUGCAAUGGAUGUUUAAUAAUAAUUCUUGAGAUUACAGGUGGGCCAGUACUUGGUUUUUUUGUUAACCUUAUUUGAGAGGACAGGUCUGAUAUGGUAUAGCUUGGAGCAGUUUAUAAGAGUAUGCAGCCAAUGAAUAGUUGCCUAGUCAUUCUCUGCCUAAACCGGCUUAGAUUCCUAAAGUUACGUGUCACUCUGCUGAGUUUGUCCUGCGUGGGGCUGAUCGGACCAGAUCUCAAUGCCCAAUGUGAGGAGGGGCUACCUGACCGUACAAUUCUCGAUCCACUCCGUCUUUGCGGAUUCUCGGUUUUCCUGGAAAGGGAAUGUUUAGCGCAGUGAAAACGCCAGGCGGAGCUGGCACUGGGUGCAGGCCUCCGCCCUCCGAUGAGGCCUAACAGUGGUGCGGUAUCGGAGUGCGUUUAAAUUGCAUUGUCCUUAUUCCAUGAUCAAGGUGACAGCCCUGGAAGCAGCCCUUUCACAGCUGCUGCGUUUGUGGUCAGAUUGAACUGUAUCCUGAAUGGAUUUGGGAUGUGUGGCUGGGACAGUUUGUCCAGAUAAGUCAGUCUCAUUAUCAAAGCCUCAACCCUUUGAUACUUUCGGUUCACGUUCCAGUUUCAUGGAAGUAUUUAUUAUUUGUUUUGAAAGCAGUUUGAUUUUCAACAGUAGCAGCACCAGGUGUGGAUACUGAAGCCACUCGGGUGGGCAUCUGUGUAUUGAGCCUGCCUGGUGGUUUUGUCAGUCAUUUUUAGAUCAGUUCUGAUUUCUGCUGGAAGUGUUUUUCUAUUUAAGAUGUGUGUGACUCGCGGUCUCUCUCUCUCUGUGUCGGUCUGUCUGUCUCUCUCUGUGUCAGUCUCUCUCUCUCUGUGUCAGUCUCUCUCUCUCUGUGUCAGUCUCUCUGUGUCAGUCUCUCUCUCUCUCUCUGUCAGUCUCUCUCUCUGUGUCAGUCUCUCUGUGUCAGUCUCUCUCUCUCUCUCUCUCUGUCAGUCUCUCUCUCUGUGUCAGUCUCUCUCUGUCAGUCUCUCUCUCUCUCUCUCUCUGUCAGUCUGUCUGUCUCUCUCUCUCUCUCUCUCUCUCUCUCAGUCCGUCACCCCGCUCUUUCUCCAUCUCUGUUCCUUCCCGGCCUUCUCUGUCUGUCUAUUUAUCUGCCUCCCUGUCUCUGUCUCUUCACCCUCCUUUUUCUGUCUACCUCUGUGUCUGCCUUUUUGCCUAUCUGUGCCACCCUCCCUCUGACUGAGCUGAGCAGAAUCAUGUCAGGCUCUCAAUUGCUCUGCGAGGCUUAUGUCAGCCACUAGGAUUGCUGCAAUUAACCUCCGUGCCUUCUGGGCAAACAUUAACCACAAGGGACUGUUGGAAUUGUGGAGGGAUGGGAUCGGCAUUGUCCAAACACAUCUUGGCAGGGAAAUCUGCAACGUUUACUUCUGCUGGUAUCCUGUGUGACUGUGUUCCUCUGUUCAUUUGAUUCUAGUACAGUCAGCCUCAGUAUUUUCUGGUUAAUGGGUGCUGGGGACAGAGGGGGGGAUGCAAAGUGGUAAGAAUGUGUUGAUCAGGACAUCUGGAAGGAACUGAGUUUACGUGAGGCCAUCUCUCUCACCUGCUGCAGAUCUCCUCCCCUUCAGUUAUGGCUGGGGGUUGGGGUCCACGGUCAGUCUGAUCCCAGGUGCAGCCUGGGCCUCGACCCAGUCUUGGCAUGGGGUGCCCACAGAACCUGGCAAGUCUCCGUUCUGCUCCCCAGAGCUGUUCACCUGCAUGAGUCGACCAAAGGUCAGCUCUGAUCAGGGUGGGAUGUUUACUGCGCGUGACUCAGAAGGUUGUGUGUUCAACCAGAUGGGGCGUUUUUGUGUUUGCAUUUAAGGUGUAAAUGUAGUCAGAGUCUCACUGGAAAGGACACAUGAAGGGGAUGUGCAAGCUAGCCCUCACUGAGCUCUCCCUGUGCUAGAAAGGGUUAUUGAGAGGGUGGGAGUGUGUAUCAGUUGCCUCUUAUUGAUGACCAAAGGCCACCCUUGUUUGAUGGUCUUUCACCACACAAGUCCAUCAGGGGCUGAGCUUAGAAGUCACUGAUACAGGUAGUAAUGUUGGUCAGAGGAGGGGGAGUCUGUUUGGAUGGUGUCACACUGUAACAUGUGCUAGCUCCUCUGGCAUCCUUGUGUGUCAAGUUUACCCAGCUGGGCAUCAAGAAUGUACCAAGUAUCAAGUGAGUCUCCCACCUCCAUGCUCUCUCCUCCUCCUCCUCCUCCCAUAGUCAGAUUGGUGCUGCUUUGAACUUGUGUGGUGACACUAAUGUCGAGGGUUGGGGGAGUGUAGGUGGCCACAGGGGUUAGAGUAAGGCAGGCGUUCAGUAAAUCGGACAAUUUCGAAUGCUCAGUUUGGUCACUUUUCACCUCUACCUCACCAAACGUGGCGACAGGGAGUGGAUGCAUGCCUCACACUGGCUGCCAUCCCCCCACCCCCCCGGCAGAGGGAGGCAGCAAGAAUCAUCUGGUCAUUUUCAGGAAAACAAAUGUUGGCUGCCUCCUGCUACCAUCAGGCCGCUGGAGUCGUAAUUGUCAGUGGCCGCAGAGAUGGGAAGGUAAAGAGUGAAUCCUGCUCUCUCUGGGUGUCACAUCCUGUGGGACUUCUAGGCCCGCUCCCAUGUACUCUGAGAGUGUCAGCCUGCUCCAUCACAGGAAGCUCCAACCCCAACUCCCUCCUCAGCAGAAACCCACAGUUCCUCCCUGGAUUGGACAUACCGAGUCUGAGAGGAUGGGACUGCACAGUGGCUCAGUGGUUAGCGUAGUUGCCUCACAGGGCCAGGGACCCGGGUUCGAUUGCAGCCUCGAGUGAUGUUUGCGCACACUCCCUGUGUCUGUGUGGGUUUCCUCCAGUUUCCACCCCUCGGUCCAAAGAUGUGCAGGAUUGGCCAUGCUAAAUUGCACCAUAGUUUCCAGGGAUGCACAGGCUAUAGAUGGGUUAGCCAUGAGAAAAGCAGGGUUACAGAGUUUGGGUGAGCUGCUCUUCAGAGAGUCGGUGUGGACUCAAUGGGCCAAAUGGCCUGCUUCCGCACUGCCUGGAUUCUGAGGCCUCCCUGGCUGUACCCGAGAGGUCAGAGUGCAAACUGGGCGAUGGUAAUCAGCAACCAACUGACCCAUCCCCCUGCCGUACAAACUCUGCUACAGAUUUAGAUCCAAUCUGCUACAUGUUUACUUUAGAUGGUGCUGUAAACUCUGGUGUUGAAGGCUGCUCCGACUUUGUGGGGCAAAGCAGUGUCACUGGAAUCUGAUAUUCUGGAGGGGUUUAAAAAGUAACAGCCAGUAUCCAGUAACACUGGUAGUUAUGUGAGACUGCCGUAAAUUAAUGACCAUAAAUAUGCUGGAACCAUUGCAAGUUAAAAUUAGUAUAGCUUCACUUCCUGACAGUUGGGUUUUCAACUGGUGCUGGUCGAGUCAAACUGAAGUGGCGCUACCUCCGGGAGCAGAUUCCUUUCCUUACUUUCCUGAGCUGGCAUUGAGCUACUGCUCCCUCAUUCACGUGCGCUCAAUCUCAACUGCCGCACCCAGCAUUUUCUGGACCUUCCGACACUUGUGUCGGAUUUGUAGCAUUGCAAGUGAAGAACAGGGUUCUCUUCGAGGAGAAAGUGAGGUCUGCAGAUGCUGGGGAUCAGAACUGAAAAUGUGUUGCUGG